AAAUCAGAUCGUACGUCCGACCUUCAUAAUGUGUGGGAAGUGGUUAGUCGGUGCUUGCUUACACAAUAUGUCAACCACCCUCAGGUCAAUGCAAGGGCUCUGAACAGGACUGAAUCCUUGGAUCAGGGAUGUGAUUAAAACCGAGGAUCUUCUUCAGUGCCUUUACCCAGUCUAUUCCAAUUACUCGCUCUAAGAUCAACAUGAGUCAAGCUAAAAAGGGAGCCACUGUCGUUCCAAUGGUUAUAUUAACCAAUCCGUCCUCAUUGGAUGAGUCCUUCAGUUCCACGGGUGAGGAGGAAAUGGAACAUCGUUCGAGACCCGAUGUUACGUUCCAAGAGGAUCCAGAUGACAUGAACGAUGACGUGUUCCAGGUAGAAACCCAAGCCUCCGUUCAUCAACCGGCUAAAACCUCGACCAAUCGUCCUAACAUCAUAGUCAAUAACUUCACCACUGAUCUGCCUCGCUUACCCCGAAAACCAUCGAUCCGAAUCAAGCCUUUGGAUGGUAUUGUCGAGCGCGAUUGUGAGAUUGAGGAACAAAUGGAAAGUGAUGAAGAGAAUCAUGAUCGGAUCAAGGUGGUUCAAGAUGUAGAAGGCGAGGAUGGUAAUAAUUGCCUUCAUCCUUGCGGUGAAGACGGCCUCAGUGAUUGUUCCAGGCGAACAAGUGAAAUUUCGCUUUACCAACAACAAAGACGGGUUCGACUAUCGAUCCCUUUUGAGCCAGGGCACCGAUUAUCCGUGCCCAGUAGUGACAAUAGUGAGGUGCUUUGGUCAGAUCCCCAUAUUAGAGAUAAAGUGUUUCGAAGAAGAACAGCCGUUCACGGUCUCAGCCCUAAUACCAACCUAAGCAUUGGAGCAGUUAUGUUAGCGGCUGCGGAGCAAGCCAGUCGAGCUCGUGAGCAAAAGGAGGCUGGACUUGACCAUCGAGGUUUGCAGAAAAUCUCGAGCAAGAGCCUUCUCAUGGGAAAACGACGCAGUGGAAGCUUGGACCCGUUCGGGUCGGGUCCAUCGUCUCUUUUCAUCCUCAGUGAGAAGAACUUCAUACGGAGGACCACCAAGUUCCUGAUAGAAUGCACUCCAUUCGAAUAUACCGUCCUACUCACAAUCAUUGCCAAUUGUGUGGUCCUCGCUUUGGAGGAGCAUCUUCCCAAUGGCGACCGAACUCCACUGGCUCAAAAACUGGAGGCAACCGAGCCUUACUUCCUCGGAAUUUUCACGGUGGAGGCGGCGCUCAAGAUCUUGGCCUUGGGCUUCGUUCUUCACCGUGGCAGUUACCUUCGAAAUGCGUGGAACAUCAUGGACUUCAUAGUCGUUGUGACUGGAUAUAUCACUAUUUUAAGCCCCGAAGACCCAACUGUGCUUAAGGCAGGAGCCAAGUCUGAGGAUGGCGUUGAUUUGAGAACCCUGAGAGCUAUUCGCGUCCUUAGGCCUCUCAAAUUGGUCUCGGGGGUGCCAAGUUUACAAGUGGUCUUAAAGUCCAUUUUAAAGGCCCUUGCUCCUCUGAUGCAAAUUGGCCUCCUUGUUAUGUUUGCCAUUCUCAUCUUCGCCAUUAUUGGGCUGGAAUUCUAUUCCGGAGCCCUCCAUAAGACAUGCUAUUCCAUUGACAAUCUAGAUGAAACCGUAACAGAAGGGAACAAGAAUGUUCCCUGCCACUCGGAUAAUCCUGCCCUCGCCCCUAUUGGCGCCUACACGUGCAAUUCCAAUAUUUCCAUUUGUCUCGAAAAGUGGGAAGGACCAAAUUAUGGGAUCACGUCUUUCGAUAACAUCGGAUUCGCUAUGCUCACUGUCUUCCAAUGUGUGACCAUGGAGGGAUGGACUCCCAUCCUUUAUUGGACCAACGACGCCAUGGGAAACUCGUUCAAUUCCAUUUAUUUUGUCACCCUGAUCGUCAUUGGUUCAUUUUUCAUGCUGAAUCUGGUUCUGGGUGUUCUCAGUGGAGAAUUCGCCAAAGAGAGGGAACGCGUGGAGAAUCGACAAGCGUUCCUCAAGCUUCGCCGACAACAGCAAUUGGAACGCGAGUUGAAUGGAUAUGUGGAUUGGAUCUGCAAAGCAGAGGAGGUGAUCCUCGCCGAGGAAAGAACCACCGACGAGGAAAGGAGUCACAUUAUGGAGGCUCGAAAACGAGCGGCCAAUAAGCGGAGGAAGAUGCAGAAGUUGGGGAAAAGUAGAAGCACUGAGACGGAUGACGAUGACGACGAGCCUGAUGAAGAAACUUAUCUCUCUGAUCCACGCAGGAAAUUCGGACUGAGCCAGGCCUCGGCUCUUCGAACCAGAUUGAGGAACCAAGGUGGAUGUUGCCAGCGUUUUUGGCGGUGCGAGAAACGGGUCAGGUUCUUCAUUCGGUCGACUGUGAAACAGCAAUGGUUCUACUGGUUCGUGAUCAUCCUGGUUUUCUUCAACACUGUUUGUGUGGCUGUGGAACAUUACGACCAACCCCCAUGGUUGACGCACUUCUUGUAUUAUGCCGAGUUCGUGUUCCUGGGUCUAUUCAUCACGGAGAUGGUGGUUCGAAUGUAUGCCCUCGGUCCACGGAUCUACUUCGAGUCAUCGUUCAACCGCUUUGACUGCAUUGUGAUUGUGGCCAGUGUGUUCGAGGUGUUAUGGACCAAUUGUGUGGAAAUGGCCGGUUCGUUUGGACUCUCAGUCCUACGAGCCUUGAGGCUAUUGAGAAUAUUCAAAGUAACAAAAUAUUGGUCAUCUCUGCGAAACCUAGUGAUAUCCUUGCUGAGCUCGAUGCGGUCCAUUAUCUCGUUGUUAUUCCUUCUCUUCCUCUUCAUAUUGAUCUUUGCACUUCUGGGGAUGCAACUCUUUGGAGGUGCUUUCAAUUUCCCGGAUGGAACACCUCCCUCUAAUUUCAACACCUUCGCCAUUGCUUUGCUCACCGUUUUCCAAGUGCUCACUGGCGAGGAUUGGAACGAGGUGAUGUACCAAGGGAUUGAGUCCCAAGGUGGUCAUCGCUCGGGUAUGAUCUAUUGUCUUUACUUCAUCAUCUUGACCCUCUUUGGCAAUUACACUCUCUUGAACGUGUUCUUGGCCAUUGCCGUGGACAACUUGGCCAAUGCACAGGAACUGACCGCGGCCGAAAACCAGGCUGAGAAUGAGGAUCAAAAUGAAUCGACCUCAGCUGCCAGAAACAUGGAGAAGCAAAUCCAGUUCAUGCAAGGCACCCAAAAACUAUCCGAGUUAGAGAUGGAGCUCCGAAACGGGCGCUCAGCCUACGACGAUGAUAUCUUUGUUCAAAAGCCCAUACUGCCCUAUUCCUCCAUGUUCAUACUUUCAUCUUCCAAUCCGAUUCGCAUCUUCAUCCACGGCAUCGUGACGUUUCCUUUCUUUGACACGUUCAUUAUGGUGAUCAUCAUAAUGAGCAGCAUCGCUUUGGCGGCUGAAGAUCCUGUGCAAGAACAUAGUGAACGGAACCAUGUUCUCACCUACUUUGAUUACGUUUUUACCGGGAUUUUUGCUGUCGAGAUGAUUUUGAAGGUGAUAGACCUGGGUGUCAUUGCCCACCCUGGUUCGUACUUGCGUGAUAUUUGGAACCUUAUGGACGCUGUGGUUGUGUUUUGUGCCAGUAUCUCGUUUAUCUUUGAGAUUACGGGAAGCUCCACGGGUCAAAACCUGAGCACAAUUAAGUCCUUGCGCGUGCUACGCGUGUUGCGCCCACUGAAAACCAUCAAACGAGUGCCCAAGCUGAAAGCUGUCUUUGAUUGCGUGGUCAACUCGCUCAAGAAUGUGUUCAAUAUCCUCAUCGUCUACCUACUAUUCCAGUUCAUUUUUGCGGUUAUUGCGGUCCAACUCUUCAAUGGAAAGUUCUUCUAUUGUACGGACAGGAGCAAGCACUUUGCCGAAGAAUGCCAGGGCGAAUACUUUGUCUUCUCGUCCUACAACCGGCCUCCAACGGUGUUCCCUCGACUUUGGCAGAAACAGAAGUUUCACUUUGACAACGUUGCUGCGGCCAUGUUGACUUUGUUCGCAGUUCAAACGACUGAGGGAUGGCCUGCGAUCUUACAAAACUCCAUGGCAGCCACCUAUGAGGAUCGAGGGCCAAUCCAACUAUUCCGCAUCGAGAUGUCGCUCUUUUACAUAGUGUUCUUCAUCGUGUUCCCAUUCUUCUUUGUGAACAUUUUUGUGGCCUUGAUCAUCAUCACGUUCCAGGAACAAGGUGAAGCUGAGCUCCAAGACGGAGAAAUCGACAAGAAUCAGAAAGCUUGCAUCGAUUUCGCGAUCCAAGCCAAACCUCUGGAGAGAUAUAUGCCCAAGGAAAGGGACAGUUUUAAGUACAAAAUAUGGCGGGUGGUGGUCUCCACUCCUUUUGAAUACUUCAUCAUGAUCCUCAUCGUGUUGAAUACCAUUCUUCUGAUGAUGAAGUAUUACAAGCAGACUGAGACGUACAAGGUGACUCUGCACUACAUGAACACUACGCUCACUGGACUGUUUACGCUUGAAUGUGUCAUGAAAAUUUUCUCGUUCGGAUUUCGGCAUCACGGAGCUCCUCUCCUUCUCAGCGACAUUCUCAGUUACAUGAACACGUUCUUCACUUUGUUCUUCACUAUCGAGUGCACUCUCAAGCUCAUUUCAUUCGGCUGUCGGAGCUACUUCAAAGACCCAUGGAACAUUUUUGACUUCAUUACGGUCCUGGGGAGCAUAGUGGACGCGUUGAUGGUGGAAUUUGCAAAAAACUUUAUCAAUGUGGGCUUUCUUCGCUUGUUUCGAGCUGCUCGUUUGAUCAAGCUCCUUCGACAGGGUUACACAAUCCGUAUUCUUCUGUGGACAUUCGUCCAGUCUUUCAAAGCCCUACCCUACGUUUGUUUGUUGAUUGCCAUGUUGUUCUUCAUCUAUGCCAUUAUUGGAAUGCAGGUUUUCGGAAGCAUGGCUUUCGAGCCAGAUUCGGAAUAUAAUCGACAUAAUCAUUUCCAAACCUUCAUGGCAGGCCUUUUGGUCUUGUUCCGGUGUGCCACUGGGGAGGCGUGGCCGAGUAUAAUGCUGUCUUGCGAGGCAGGCAGACCCUGUGAUUCCAAAGCCAUGACCUUCAAUGAGACCUUGGGUCGUUUUGAGCCAAAAACGUGCGGCUCCACUCUCACAUACGCUUAUUUCGUGUCUUUCAUCUUCUUCUGCUCGUUCCUCAUGCUGAAUCUUUUUGUGGCUGUCAUUAUGGACAACUUUGAUUACUUGACCAGAGACUCGUCCAUUUUGGGAGCUCAUCAUUUGGACGAAUUCAUCAGGAUUUGGGCGGAAUACGAUCCCAGCGCUACAGGAAGGAUACAGUACGCGGAAAUGUACGAGAUGUUGAAAAAUAUGGACCCCCCAUUAGGGUUUGGCUCCAAGUGUCCGGAUCGAUUGGCCUACAAGAAACUGAUUCGAAUGAACAUGCCAUUGGAUAAUGAGGGCAAGGUGCAUUUCACCACAACGCUCUUUGCUUUGAUCAGAGAGAAUCUGAGCAUCAAGAUGAGAUCGGCCGAGGAAAUGGACCAAGCCGACGUUGAACUAAGGGAGACCAUCCUCAAAGUGUGGCCAUUUACGGCCAGAGAUAAAAUCGAACUUCUCGUGCCAACCACCAAAGACAUUGGCAAAGGAAAAUUGACAGUGGGAAAAAUAUACGGUGGCCUGCUCAUCUUGGAGAAUUGGAAAGGCUCCAAGUUUGGAACCAUUCCCAUGCAAAAGCGCGGAUCCCUGCUCCAACGGAUCAUGGACUUGAGCACCAACCACAUGGCGAGGGGAGAGGCCAAUACGCUCAACUUAGAGCGAGGAGGCCUCGCACCUGACGAAAGGGACGAAGGCCAACGCGACAACGACGACGACGACCAGGAGAAUGAGCCCAAAGAGACUGACUUGCUUUUAUCCCAGUCGCAUAAUCAAGACAUCUCGACCCAAUUUCAUCGACAGCACGACCAUAGCCCACCCCUAGCGGGCCAUUACCUCCCCGAAAACUUGCGUGCCGCAAAAUCCGAAACGUUUCACACAAGCAUAGUCCGAGCUCCACGCUCUUUUGACCAACACAAGAUCGGCGGACUUCAAGAUCUUUUCAAUCGAGCCGGAUCUGUCAACUUGAAUCAUCGAGAACAUCAUCCAGACAUCCAUCAUCGUGACGAGGGCAUUUCCAAAUGGAGAAGUGAAUCCCCUGGAGAAUACGAGUGGAAUCCUGCGCCUCGACGGCGGGAACAAGCCUACGAUGCGGGAGACACGGUUUCGGGCGUCAUGGAGUUCAUGCGGCACGAGUCUCGACGAUUCGCGCCAGCAUCCAAUGAAAGCAGCUAUCCCGACCAGGACCGUUUUGAUAGUAUUCCAGGGAAAAUGCGCAAAGUUCACGCCGAGGAUGGGGGCAUGUAUGCCGAUUACCGAUAUCAACCUCAUCUACACCACCCACAACAAACCCCUCCAUUUGGCUCUCAUAGAAGGAUCGGUUAUGGAGGACGGGAAUUUGAAGAGUUGUCUAGAGUGCCAGAAGAUCAUGAAAUGUGGCCCCCAAUGCACAAAUCAGGGAGAUUCCACUUACCCGGUGAAAUAGGUGACUACUUUGACGAGGAAGAAGAGCACGCCGAUGAGGAAGCUAUUUACAGUCGAAUGGGUCACAUUCCAACUGAUAGUCAAAAUUUUUUGUCCCAUCGAAGACAACAUGUUUCCGCCCGAGGCGAACCCAUGGCAAGAUCUUGGCGAAGGCCAAGUGGUCGCAGACUCCCUGCCACACCCACACAACCAUCCACUUUGAACAUAGACUCAUUGGCCAACAUUUCAGCAAUCAACAGCUCGCCUCAAAUCCCAGCAGGAGGCGUGAAUCGAAUGGGCUUAGACAUUGGCGACCAAGCGCCCCGCAUUGCUCCUGUCACCUCAACAAAUGCUCUCACUACCCCCAUGAACUUCCCCAAGUUGAACAUUUCCCCGUCACGUGGUCAAACCAGUCGGAUUGGAGCGCGACUGCCUGAUCUGCCGACAAUGAACCACAGAGGCUUACCCAGUCGUCAGGGAGGAUGGAGUCGGAGCCUAGAUGAUCCUGUGGCCUUUGAAGAAGCUGUGAUCGCAGGCCGAGGAAGCCGCCAGCUGCCCAUGGUAGGGCCUCAACAAAUAGCAAGUGCUCGAGGCCGUGGAAUUCGAACCGGUCGCCGAGAGCUUCCACGACCGGGCACCACCAUAGGUUUCGCUCCCGCUAGUGGCCACGGCUACCAAAUGAAGCGCGCAACCUCGCUCAGUGAAAGCGAUGAAGAGGAUUGGUGUUGAGUUUAAGUGUUCUUCCUCGUUACCAUAAAUGAAGAGCGGAUUUUUGUGAUACCCUAAGAGCACCGAGAGGCGCAAUGAUUUGGAUUCUUCAUUCAUGUUGUCUAUGGCUUCCCUAAACCUAUGAAAUCAAUUGAUAUUUACUUGU
Tigriopus californicus is the source of this 7353-nucleotide messenger RNA. RefSeq names its product voltage-dependent calcium channel type A subunit alpha-1-like. The transcript is spliced from 42 exons. The coding region runs from base 201 to 7208 and encodes 2335 amino acids. Lineage: Eukaryota; Metazoa; Arthropoda; Copepoda; Harpacticoida; Harpacticidae. The record is from RefSeq and is a predicted model, not a curated record. Gene Ontology annotation, cellular component: voltage-gated calcium channel complex; membrane. Gene Ontology annotation, biological process: chemical synaptic transmission; calcium ion import across plasma membrane. Gene Ontology annotation, molecular function: calcium ion binding; high voltage-gated calcium channel activity.